AUGUUGUAGGUAUUUUGAAGCCAUGCAGCUGAACUUUCGACAGCGCCUGCAUGUUGAACAGAUAUUUGACUUGGAGAAUGGAGAGUACCUUUGUCCGCUUUGCAAGUCUCUGUGCAAUACUGUGAUCCCUGUUGUUCCAUUACAAGCGCAAAAAAUAAACAGUGAGGAUGCAGAGGCAGUAUCACAAAUUCUGUCCCUGGCUAGGUGGCUGGAGAUUGUUACAGCUAGAAUAUCUGGCUACAGUGUGAAAAAUGCUAAAGGAGAGAAACAAAAUGCUCCGGCUUUCAUCAACAAAGGAAUGGGGAACUCUGCUCUGGAAUUCCAUUCCAUCCUUAGUUUUGGAGUUCAGUCCUCAGCAAAGUACUCGAGUAGUAUCAAGGAGAUGCUUGUUCUUUUUGCCACCACUAUCUAUAGAGUUGGACUAAAAGUUGCUCCAAAUGAAGAUGAUUACCGGAUUCCUAUGAUGACUUGGAGCACAUGUGCUUUUACCAUCCAGUGCAUAGAAAACAUCUUGGAAACGGAGGGCAAGCCGUUAUUUGGAUCUCUGCAAAAUAGACAGCACAGUGGCCUUAAAGCAUUAGUGCAGUUUGCAGCUGCUCAGAGAACAACAUCACCCCAGGUCCUGAUUCAGAAACAUCUGGUUCGUCUUCUGGGAGUUCUUCUACCAAACUUUAAAGUUGAAGACACUCCUUCCCUUUUAGAAGUAGAUAUAUUCCACGUUUUGGUGGGAGUUGUGUUAUCAUUUCCAUCUUUAUACUGGGAAGAUGCUGUAGACUUGCAACCUUCAUCAAUUAGUUCAGCUUAUAACCAGCUCUACCUCUUCCAUCUGACUACGCUGGCACACAUAACCCAAAUAGUUCUCUCCUCAGCAACAGAAUCCGCUGCUGCUCAGUGCCAUGAUAACAGCGAGGAGGCCCGCGCUGCGCAGUCUUUCUGCAAGGAAGUUUGCCAGUACACUAGUGGGUGGUGUGCUGACCCGGUGGUCCUGAGUUGUUUGAAAGGGAAGAGCAUUGCAAUGAGGUAUCCUAGGAAGAGAAAUAGCUUAAUAGAGCUUCCUGAAGACUAUAGCUGCCUUCUGAACCAAGCGUCUCAGUUUAGGUGCCCACGGUCUUCUGAUGAUGAACAGAAGCAUCCAGUGUUGUGUUUAUUCUGUGGUGCUAUGCUGUGUUCCCAGAACACUUGCUGCCAGGAGCUGGUGAACGGGGAGGAGUUGGGAGCCUGUACUUCACACGCUCUGCAGUGCGGAGCUGGAGUCUGUAUGUUUCUCAAAAUCAGGGAAUGCAAAGUUGUCCUCAUAGAAGGUAAAACCAGGGGAUGCUUGUAUCCUGCUCCCUACUUGGAUAAAUAUGGAGAAACUGAUCCAGGUCUGAAACGGGGCAAUCCCCUGCACUUGUGCCGGGAACGGUACCGGAAGCUGCAUCUGCUGUGGCAGCAGCACUGCAUCAUCGAGGAGAUCGCCAGGAGCCAGGAAACCAACCAGAUCUUCUUUGGAUUCAAUUGGCAACUGCUCUGAGUCCCCGCCCUGGGGCAGAUUUCAUGCCAUGGACAGUGCUUUGGAAAAGGAAAGAAGGGUGGCAGUAAAUAAAUCACUAUAAAAUGGAUUCUGUAGCUCAGUCGCAUGACUGACAGUUUCUCUAGCUUGGAUGUUUUACUGAUGUAUUGAAACGAUCUCAUUUCGUAUGUUUUGCUUC
Messenger RNA from Tinamus guttatus (white-throated tinamou), 1691 nucleotides. The record is from RefSeq and is a predicted model, not a curated record. Lineage: Eukaryota; Metazoa; Chordata; Aves; Tinamiformes; Tinamidae.